AUGAAAAAUGCAGAAACUCAUGAGGGAUCUACCGACAGUAGCAACGGAAAGCGACAACUGAAAAAUGGAAAUGGCGCCAAGGGAUCAUCAGUGAAACGACAGGCGGUGCCUCCACCAAACGAUCAGGUUGUAAUCAUUGAUGAAGACGAGAAUGAUAUUGGUAAUCCUAAUGAUGAUAAUGAUGCCAUGGAAGUGGAAGUCAUCACACCUCCAAGAGCCGUAGCUACUGCAGCUGCAAUCGACUUGCUUUCUGAAUCUCCGAUGGUAGUCUCCCAGAACACAACAAACCCAAACAUAAUAUAUCCCCACGCAAGAAAAGAUUGCGGUCUCCAUCCCUAUGAUUCUGAUCCAAUGAAAAUGUGUGACAAGUGCUUCUGUGUCAUAUGCAAUACCCCAGCUAAGGAUUGUAAAAACUGGGAACACCAUUGUCGAUUGCAAUCGGUUCCAAAAAAGAAGAAAGCCUCAAAAGACGAACAAGGGAAUAAUUCAGACGCCGCCAGAGACAUCAUUGAUUUGAUACAAAUGAGUCACGCACCAUCAAACCACUUACGACAAGGAAACCGAAGACUUUUGGAACGUCGGCAGCAAGAUCAAUCUGACGAAGUUGUGCAAAGUCGUCAAGGGGAAAGAUACCAUCAAGAACAGCAUGACGACGGAGAAAGUCAUCUAGACACUUACGGAAGAAGGAGACGCGAAAAGGGAGCUUCAGACAUGAGGAUAACCGAAGUCCUAGCGGAGCAACUAUCCCAUGCUGUUAAAAUGACAGACUCGGACGACAUACUCCGCAUCUCUGAGUUAUCUAUGGAUGGCGACAUUGGUCAACUGAAACUUCAGAAUUCAUUUUUCGUCGAAGGAGUCAAGAUAGGGUGGCCAUUUCCAGCUAUUCUUCCCCCUCAACGGCAAAUGGCAUUGCAUAUUAUUAGGGCACUGAAGCGAAAGCUUCAUGUUGUCAUAGAAUCGCCAACUGGAACGGGGAAGUCAGCUGCGAUCUUAUGUAGCGUCCUCGGCUGGCAAAGAUAUCAUGCAAAGAUGCAAAAGGAGGCAUCGACACCGGAAUCGAAUGAUGAUGUCGAUAUGAUCAUUGAAUCUACGAAAGCAAAGAGCGCACCAAAGAUAAUAUAUUGCUCUCGCACUCACAGUCAGGUUGCGCAAAUGGUGGCUUCGUUGAAAAAGACUCCAUACAGACCAAGAAUGACUUUGCUUGGAAGCAGAGAUCGGCUUUGUAUCAACCAGGAUGUGGUGGGGAAGAAAGGAAUCAACGUCACUGCUGCAUGCCAAGAACGCAAACGUGAGACAGAUAGGCGAAGGAAGCAGCUGAUCGUACAAUCAUUAUCUCGCUACGAUGACGACCGCCCGUACAUACCGCACACAAGAGAGGAAGAACAGUUACAUAACACUGAGAAUGGUGAUGAUGACGAGCAAGAGACCCGAGGGAAUGCAAGGCAAGAAAAACCCAUAUGCUCGCACUAUAUGAACCUCACAAACCGCAAAAAUAUGUCAGCAAUGCAAUCUCGGUAUAUUUGGAACACCCACCGGAUUGCAACGUGUUCCGUGGGUGGAGAGGCAUCUAAGUUGGGAGUCCACGAUAUAGAAGAUCUGGUGGCAUUUGGAAAGAACCCAAACUUGGAAAAAGGCAUUGCUCUUUAUAGAGAAGAUGGAAAAGGGUCAUUUGGGAUACUGUUGUCAAGCCGCGAAGGCGGUGGUUGUAUAGUGAACUCGCUUCGAAAUGGGACUCCUGCAGCCGAGACACGCAGUCUUAGAGCAGGAGAUUGGAUUGUUGCCGUGAAUGGGGAAGAUUCAAUGUGGACUAAUGUGGAUCAAAUGGUCGAAAGAAUAAUGACUGUGACUGAGGAUCCUCUGAUUCUUGAUGUCAUGAGGGACUACGAGAACAAGGAAGUGAACCAAAGAGAUACUUCGAUGGUAGCAUCCUACUCCGAAGAAUCUGCCUGUCCCUAUUACAUGUCGCGGGCUUUGAAAUCCCACGCUGAUCUUAUUUUUGCUCCAUACAACUACAUUCUAGAUGCAUCGAUUCGGAAAUCCAUGCAAAUAUCGCUCAAAGACUCGAUAGUAGUACUUGACGAGGCGCACAAUGUCGAGGACACACUUAAAGAGAGCGGCAGUGGUGACUUUCGAGAGCUUGAUCUUUGCCAAAUGAUGAAUUCCUUGCUUGUAGUCAUACAUCAACGAAUCCGCGAAGAAGACGAUUUUCUCUGCAUAGAGAUGGAGGGUGGGGUUGGUACAUCAAAGCAAAUGUCAUAUCCUGAAGUUGCUCAUGAGCUCCUUCUUUUCAUCGAGCGGCUUGUGUCGUACAUGAGAAACGAGAGGCUCAGGUUUGAAUCCAGUCCAGGUUUUGAGAAAAUCAGAGCGGAACAUAAGAAACGAAGUCUCCCUGACGACCAUGAAGUAGAAGUUAAGUAUUCUGGACCCAGUGGAUACGGCAUCCAGGGGAAAACUGUCGGUUGUGCCAGUAUGCUGGAGGAAUUGCAGGCUACUAAGUUGAAGUGCGAAGUCCUUCUCAGGCAAGCAGAAGUUCUAGAGUCGCACCUUACUAGUAAAGCAAUGGAGGCUAAUUCUGAGUCCAAUUCAGCUUUGCUGGAAGUACUCGGCCUCUUCCAGAAAUUUGCCAUUGCUUCCAGAUCCCCAGAACAUUUUUAUUUAGCCUUGACAAUGAAACCAAAUGGGAACAUGGAUUAUGCAACAGGUAUGGACGAAGAGGAAUACAAAGCGCUUAUGGAACAGCAAAAAUGGCGCAGGAAACCACGAAGGCUUCCGCAUGCUUUUCCAAGCACAGAAGCUCAUCCGAACGUACCCCGUUCCGCAUGCUGGCAUGAACCAUGCACAACUAAGAACGAAAGGGGGUAUUUGGUCCCUGGGCGCCAACCUGUUUUCCAUGGUGCAUUCUGCGAUGGAGGUAUUCCACAGUGGGAAUGUCAUCUAGUUCUCCGAUUACUUUCUCCGGGCGUAAUGUUGGAAGAUCUUCGAGAAAAAUGUCAUAGUGUGAUCCUUGCUUCUGGAUCUCUGGCACCUAUUCCCUCGCUCUGUUCGGAAUUGGGUCUCUAUCCACCAAAAGAGAAACCUUUGUCUCAAUCCCCCAAUUCUUCCAGCCCAACAAAGCUAUCUCAGGGCUCCUCUGACCAGUUGCCCUCUGCUGUCAAUGACAGCAAGAUAAAGGAUUCGGAGAUUCCAUUGAAAAAUGGAAGACUUCAGGUCCGGCCCAAACCGUUGGAAGCCAAUCAUGUUGUCAACCUCCAAAAGCAACUGUUUGCUGUUUCUAUUGGGCACUUCCCUGAUGGAUCACCCCUCACUGUAAACUACAACAACUACAAGAAUCCGUCGUACUUCCCUCGACUUGGAGAAGCAAUUGCCACACUUAUAGAAGCAAUACCACGCGGGGGUGUUUUGGUUUUUUUGCCAAGCUAUAGCUUUCUUAACAAAUGUAUCAACUGUUGGAACCCGACCGGUUUCAACUUCAUGCGCAACCAGUUCAAAUCACCAGAAAUUUGGGGUCGUCUUCUUUGCUCAAAAGGAAAAGUCAUAGUCGAGCCUACUGGUAACCAAGAGAAGUUUGAAGAAGCAAAGGCAGAAUAUGCGGAGCAAAUCAAGCAGACUGGCAAUUGCAUAUUGCUGGCAGUCUUUCGGGGAAAGAUGAGUGAAGGAAUUUCGUUCAACGAUGACAAUGCUCGCUGCGUGAUUUGUGUUGGUCUCCCAUUUCCUUCCUUUGCUGAUCGAGCGAUCAAAGCCAAGAGGUGCUACAAUGACGAGCAACGGCGUAUCAACAAAAACACAAGUCUCUUACCGGGCGAAGAAUGGUAUUCUCAACAGGCCUACCGUGCACUGGCCCAAGCUCUUGGUCGGUGCAUUCGACAUGGUGCGGACUAUGGUGUGGUUGUGAUGAUGGAUUCGAGGCACUGUGAUGAUGGAUCACCCAAUGAUGGUAUCUGCCGAGCCCAAAAGAACCUUCCAAAGUGGAUGCGUCACCAUAUGAGAACUUUGACGAUGCAUCAGUCCAGAGGUGUUGGAGGGAAUCCUGUGGUAGGAGGAUACCAAGGACUUUGUAGAGAACUAGCCAGUUUCUUUCAGCAAGCACCAGCACAAUCAGAGGCAGUGAAGAAAAAGUGGAAAUUAGACUUGGAGAAGGCAAAACAGCGCUCUACACAAUCAAUGUCGCAGCAAAGCUUCAAUGGGCAAACUGGAAAUUGGUCUUCUACUGCUGCCGCCAAAAAAGAAAUGACUUGA
This is a messenger RNA of Cylindrotheca closterium, 4236 nucleotides long. Lineage: Eukaryota; Bacillariophyta; Bacillariophyceae; Bacillariales; Bacillariaceae. The record is from the annotation of a GenBank genome assembly.